AUGAAAUUGAAUAAAAAUGAUUUAUUUUAUUUUAUAUGUGAAAAAUCAAAAGAUAUUAUAAAUAUAAUAAUAAAAUAAAAAUUAAAAGAAAUUUAAUAAUUCACAGAAUAUUAGAACCAUAAUUAAAACUAAAAUAAGCCUUAUAAUUCAAUAUUAAAUUAACCAUUUGGACAAGUAUUUAAAUUAAUUCCAAGAAUAAUAAGCUUUGAGAAUAAGAAAUAAUUUUUCCAUUAAGAAAUAUCAUAGAUUCGUUAAAGUACUAGUAAUUUAUAAAUAAGAUUAAAAAUUCGAAGAAAAGAAGUUCUUUUAGAUUCAUUUUAAUCAAUCAAACCAUUAACUCCUGAAGAAUUAAAAGGAAGGUUAAAAAUAGAAUUUUAAGAUGAAGAAGGAAUAGAUGCUGGUGGAUUAAUUAGAGAAUGGUUUAUAAUAUUAUCAAAAGAAAUAUUUAACCCAAAUUAUUGCUUAUUUUUACCUUCUUAAAGCGGAAAUACAUUCUAACCUAAUCCAAAUUCACAUAUAAAUAAUUAAGAUAAAGAUUAUUUCAAGUUUGUGGGUAGAAUUGUUGGAAAAGCACUUUUUGAUGGGUAUAUGUUAGACGCUUAUUUCACUCGAUCUUUCUAUAAGCAUAUCCUUUAAUAAGAAAUUACUUACCAUGAUAUCUAAGAUUAGGAUUAUGAAUUUUACAAAAAUAUGAAUUGGAUUGUUGAAAAUGAUAUUUCAGCUCUUGAUUUGACUUUCGUUUAUGAAACUAAUGAGUUUGGAAAACAUUAAGAAUUGGAACUUAAAUCUGGAGGUAAGAAUAUUGCUGUUACAGAAGAAAACAAAUUGGAAUAUAUUCAUCUUAUUUGCCAUCAUAGAAUGACUAUGAGAAUUCAAGAAUAAAUUAAGUGGUUUUUAGCAGGUUUUCAUGAUAUUAUUCCUAGUAAAGUUGCUUCUGUCUUUGAUUCUCAUGAACUUGAAUUAAUGAUUUCUGGUUUACCUGAAAUCGAUUGUAAAUAAUAAAUUAUUCAAUUUAUAUGUUUUUUAUUUUUUUAUUUUUUUUAAGUGGCUGAUCUUAAAGAAAAUACAGAAUAUCAUAAUUAUAAACCUAGUGAUUAAUUAAUUGUUUGGUUCUGGGAAAUUCUUAAUACUUAUGAUAGUACUUAAAAAGCUGCUUUCAUUCAAUUUGUUACUGGUACCUCGAAAGUUCCUUUAGAUGGAUUUGGUUAUCUUAAAGGUAUUUCUGGUUUCUAGAAAUUCCAAAUUCAUAAAGCUUACAAUAUUAAUAAAUUACCAACUGCACAUACAUGUUUUAAUUAACUCGAUUUACCUGAAUAUUAGACAAAAGAAGCUCUUGCUUAAAAGUUGACUUAUGCAAUUUUAGAAUGCAAAGAAGGUUUUGGAUUUGGUUGA
Molecule: messenger RNA, 1392 nt
Organism: Ichthyophthirius multifiliis
Lineage: Eukaryota; Ciliophora; Oligohymenophorea; Hymenostomatida
Product: ubiquitin hect domain family protein
Exons: 2
Biological process (GO): positive regulation of protein catabolic process; protein polyubiquitination; proteasome-mediated ubiquitin-dependent protein catabolic process
Molecular function (GO): ubiquitin-protein transferase activity
Source: RefSeq, a predicted model, not a curated record